Messenger RNA from Eupeodes corollae, 2406 nucleotides. RefSeq lists its product as uncharacterized. Gene Ontology annotation, biological process: telomere maintenance; DNA repair. The record is from RefSeq and is a predicted model, not a curated record. NCBI's taxonomy places the organism in Eukaryota, Metazoa, Arthropoda, Insecta, Diptera, Syrphidae. Gene Ontology annotation, molecular function: DNA helicase activity. The transcript has a single exon. Bases 1 to 2406 code for a protein of 801 amino acids.
AUGACAUACGUGCGCAAUUAUGGAAGGCCAGAUCUUUUCAUAACUUUCACCUGUAAUCCAGAUUGGCAAGCAAUAAAACAGGAACUUUUUCCCGGUCAACGGUCUUUCGACCGGCAUGACAUCAUAGCUCGAGUGUUUCACUUAAAAAUGAAGAAAAUGAUAAAAAUAUUAACAAAAGACGCGAUUUUUGGGCCGGUUAAAUGUUAUAUGCUUACUGUUGAGUGGCAAAAAAGAGGAUUGCCGCAUUGUCAUAUGUUGCUUUGGUUGAACUCAAAAGUACAACCCGAUGAAAUUGAUAAAAUAAUAGUUGCCGAACUACCUAAUAAAGACGAAGACCCAGUAUUAUUUCAGAUAGUCACAAAGAAUAUGGUACAUGGACCAUGUGGACAAGAAAAUUUGACUUCUCCGUGCAUGAAAAAUGGGAUAUGUACAAAAAAAUAUCCACGACGUUUCGUGACUGAAACCCAGACCGGUGAGGAUGGGUAUCCCGUUUAUCGACGACGCGAUAUCGACAACGGAGGGCAGAUUGCUGCAUUGAAUGUCCGAGGGCAUACGGUUAAUAUAGACAACAGAUGGAUCGUUCCAUAUUCCCCAAUACUAUGUCGAUCUUUUAAUGCUCAUAUUAAUGUUGAAUAUUGUCAUUCCGUACAAGCCAUAAAAUACAUAUGUAAAUACAUUAACAAAGGAUCGGAUCAAGCAACUUUCAGUGUCAGAAAUGCUCACGAUGAAGUUGAAAAUUAUUUGAACGGCCGGUACAUAAGUACAUCUGAAGCAGUGUGGAGGAUAUUAGAGUUUCCUAUACAUGACAGACACCCUACCGUAGUACACCUAGCAGUACACCUAGAGAAUGGACAACGAGUGUACUUCUCAGCGGAAAAUAUGCAAAAUAUAGCGCAAAAUCCACCAAAAACGACACUUCCGGCGUUUUUUGACCUAUGCCACAGUGAUGGUUUUGCUAAAACACUACUCUAUCACGAAGUUCCUCAUUAUUAUACAUGGGCUAACAAUAAAUUUUCUAGAAGGAAACGUGGCCAAGAAGUAGUUGGACAUCCCGGUAUAAAAAAAGAUGCGGCACUGGGAAGAGUAUACAGCGUUCAUCCUUCCCAGUCAGAGUGGUUUUAUCUCAGGAUACUGCUUCAUCAUGUACGUGGCCCAACAUUGUUCCAAGAUUUAAAAACCGUUGACGGAGUUGUUAAAGAAACUUACCAAGCCGCUUGCCGAGAAAGGGGUUUGCUAGAAGAUGAUAACCAAUGGGAAACUACUUUGAGAGAAGCUUCGAUUUCUCAAUGUCUGUUAAGGCUGAGAGAGUUGUUUGUGGUAAUAUUAUUAUUUUGUUUUCCCUCGGAACCUCUCAAAUUAUGGGACACGUUUAAAGAUGAUUUGUGUGAAGACAUCAGACAUAUAGCCCAAGAACAAGGUUCCGAUUAUGAUGUAUAUAACAAAGGUUUGAUACAAAUCGAAAACAAACUUUUAGAAUUAAAUGACAAAAGUUUAAGAGACUUUGGAUUACCUUCUCCGAAUCGCUCACAAAAUGUAGUUGAUGCCAUACCGUGCCGUAUAUAUGAUGUUAACGAGUUGUCAGAAUUUGUCAAUUCAAAUGUACCCAAGUUAGUGGCAGAUCAAAAAAUAGCGUACGAUGCUAUAAUUGAAAGUGUGGAAAAUAACAGUAAUCAACUUUUUUUUUUGGACGCGCCCGGUGGCACGGGUAAAACCUUUCUUGCCAAUUUAGUAUUGUCAAAAGUACGAUUAUUCGGAAGAAAAGCACUGGCUGUGGCAUCGUCAGGAAUUGCUGCAACCCUAUUAUAUGAUGGGAAAACGGCUCACUCUACGUUUAAAUUACCGUUGACUGUUUCUUUAGAUCAACAGUCUAUCCGUAAAAAUGGUCCACUGGGAAAGCUCUUACAGGACACGUCGCUGAUUAUUUGGGAUGAGUGCACCAUGAGCCAUAGAGCUCAUGUAGAAGCAGUGGACCGCACAUUAAAAGAUAUAAGAAACUCAUGCAAUAUGAUGGGUGGCGUAACUUUUGUUUUCGCUGGAGACUUUCGCCCAACUCUACCAGUUGUAACAAAAGGUAUACGUGCCGACGUUAUUAAAGCGUGCCUUAAAUCAUCACCUUUGUGGCUAUCAAUUAAAACUCUCAAUUUGCGCACGAAUAUGAGAGCACAUUUAUGCAAUAACCGCGGUGGUAAUUUCUCAGAAAAUAUACUUAAAUUAGGAGACGAAAAAUUUACUACUCCAAUUGCAAACAGCUCCCAAGUACUUUUGGAUAUUGGAUUGGCCCAAACUGUUCACAGUCUAGAAAUUCUUAUAGACAAAAUCUAUCCCGACAUCAACAAUCUUACAGUAAGAAAUUUCCAUUGGCUCUGUUCGAGAGCGAUAUUGUCACCCAGAAACGACUGUAAAUGA